This is a messenger RNA of Meloidogyne enterolobii, 493 nucleotides long. Lineage: Eukaryota; Metazoa; Nematoda; Chromadorea; Rhabditida; Meloidogynidae. The record is from the annotation of a GenBank genome assembly.
GGGGGGAAAUAAGACGAGAAAGGAAAGUCGGUCAAAAAAACAUGUGAUAAUUCUGUUUUUUACACUUCUGUCAUUAUUAAAAUUUUUUAAAAAAUACAGCAUGACUAAAUUAAUUAAUUUCCUUUUUUAACAGAUGGAGAAAGAAGUUGGCCAAUUACAAAAACAACCAUUAGAUUUGGAUUAUAAAAAAUGCCAAACAAUGCUUGUUCAAUUAAGAGACAAUUGUCUUGAACAUUUUAGAUUGGUGUGUGUCUCAAAAUUUCAACUUCACCAAUUCCAAACUGAACAACAAGCAAAAAUUGCUAAUGACCUUUGUGAACGUUACAAAUAUUUAAUGGAACAAUUUGAACAAAUGCAAUUACCCUCAGCCCAUUUAGUUCCAAUUAGGAGAACUACAACUCCUUCAGAGACUUGUAGUGUUGAAUUUAGACAUCGACUUGCUUCUCAGGUGUGUUUGGGCUUCAAAUACCUCUUUUUUAGAUACUUCCUUUAA